UGCGAUAGAUAUCGCCAUAGGCUCCAUCUUCACCAAGAUGAAGGGAGUGUCCUUCACAAAUAUCAGCGGAAAGGAGAGGAUAUGGGAUGCAGCUGAUUUUGUUUUUCCUGAACAGGGUGACUCAUCUUUUGUUGUGAUGACGAACUACAUUGCUACUGUGGGACAGAAACAGGACAAAUGUCCUGAGCUGCCAGAUGGGAAGAACAAGAACAAGUGUAUGAGUGACGAGAACUGUGAUGAGGGCAAAUACAAACGUACGGGAAAUGGGCACAUGACGGGCAGGUGUAUAAGCAAUACCAGUACUUGUGAAAUCUACUCCUGGUGUCCAGUUGAAGAUGAUCGUCAAAUACCAGACCCUCCAAUCCUGCUGACAGCAGAAAACUACACACUGUUCAUCAAAAACUCCAUUACCUUUCGCCAGUUUAAUGUAGUAAGGAGUAACUUGGUGGAGAGUGUGAAUCAGAGUUACAUCAAUACGUGUUUGUAUCAUCCCAAGACUGAUCCACUGUGUCCCAUCUUCAGACUGGGAGACAUCGUUGAGCGCUCUGGGUUCAAUUUCUCAGAGAUAGCUCGUGUGGGUGGUGCUAUAGGAGUUCUCAUUGACUGGGACUGCAAUCUGGACCUCAGUAUCAGACACUGCAAACCAAAGUAUGAAUUCUAUGGUCUUUAUGGAACAGCGAAAAAUGACAAAGAAGAGAAACCAUCAUUGGGAUACAAUUUUAGAUAUGCUAAAUAUUAUGUGGAGAAUGGGGUGGAGAAGAGAACACUAAUGAAGGUGUUUGGUGUACGGAUAGACAUCAUUGUUCAUGGACGGGCAGGAAAAUUUGAUAUCAUCCCAACGUUGACGGCUAUAGGCUCAGGAGUGGGAAUCUUCGGAGUGGCAACCGUUGUGUGCGAUUUGCUCCUCCUAUAUUUUGUUCCAGAGAGAGAUUUCUACAAAAACAUGAAAUUCAAGCAUACAGAAAUCCCGGAAGAGAAACCAGCCUUGCCCCAGUCACAGACAGAAAAAGAUCUACCAAAGGAGUGAAGUCAGGACGGCUGCCAUGACGACUGACUAUUGCACUGAAGACAGAGAGAGGAAAAAAACACCUCAACACUGGAGAUUAAGCAAGACGGCUGGGAGACUUGACACACAGAACUGUCAGACAUCACUUUUCCUUUCUAAAUCACAAUUCCUUCCCAAACUACUGAGGAAAGAUAUUAAAUCACUGUUAUGAUUUAAGACUCAACUAAUACCCACUGGAUGUGUUCAUAUUGAGAGGCUCAGGACUGUAAAGGUACACAAUUCUUUGAGGCUUUUGAGGUCUUUACAAGGUUCCCAAAGUUUUUGGCAAUUACCAUGUAAUGUCUGGAUGUGUCACUCUGGAUACGGUAUCCUGUAUACUUUAAAAUAGCUAUUUUUUACUAAUAGGUGUUUUGUAUAGGUUUUUGUUGUUGUUUUUGUAGCAAGUCAAACUGUGAGCCUCUAAUUUUUGUGUGAAAUAAACUUUACAUGGUCAGUGAAAGGUAUGAGGUUGAAACUAACCAGCUCUUAAAGACUGGUGAGUGAUUUAGGCCUUUAGUUUUUGUUUUAGCUCGUUUACAAAACACUCAGCCAAGAAACAUAGGAUGCUCUAUGUCAAAAGUCUGGUAUUUUAUUAUUAGUACACAGCCUUCCGGACUGCUUGAUUUUAAUUGGUCAAAUGCAGCAUUUAAUGGUAUAAAAUUAUGACUACCGCUCAUCCAGGAACUCUUAGCUGUGCUUGUGCUCUCUCUGUAAAAGUAAUUGUUAAUCAAAUCAAUAGUCCAUACCCAUAUAUUUAUUUGUUUUAAAAGUAGUCGUGUAGUCAUUGUACAAGAAAGAAUUAUCAGGUAUUUCUGGACACUCAUGCAGUCUUUCUUCCCACCUAACAAAAUAGUUUGGUCUCACUUUAGUUUGGGGACCAAUUCUCACAAUUAAUAAAC
This is a messenger RNA of Sinocyclocheilus rhinocerous, 1944 nucleotides long. RefSeq names its product P2X purinoceptor 1-like. Lineage: Eukaryota; Metazoa; Chordata; Actinopteri; Cypriniformes; Cyprinidae. Gene Ontology annotation, molecular function: purinergic nucleotide receptor activity; extracellularly ATP-gated monoatomic cation channel activity. Gene Ontology annotation, cellular component: plasma membrane. Bases 38 to 1027 code for a protein of 329 amino acids. The record is from RefSeq and is a predicted model, not a curated record. Gene Ontology annotation, biological process: calcium ion transmembrane transport; response to ATP. The transcript is spliced from 12 exons.